AUGGGAACCGUUCACGUCAAACUGAUCGUGGUGGGUGCGCUCUUGAGUCAAUAUCUCAGACCCGCCGGUGGGUUGGAGCUCCCCGCCCAUCCUUUGUCAUGCGGGCCCUCGCAGUUUGCUUGUCACGAUGGGAUCAAGUGUGUGCCCGUGUCGCGCAUUUGCGAUUUCGCGCCCGACUGCUUCGAUGGGAGUGACGAGCCCGCGGAUUGUCCGCGGAACAUUCCUUGUCGUGCGGGACAAUUCUCCUGUGCUAUCAGCCAGAAAUGCAUCCCCGUGGAAUGGACUUGCGACAGCGAGGAUGAUUGCGGCACUGACUCAAGCGGCACACCGGAUUUGUCGGAUGAAGACCCGCUGCUAUGUCAGCGUAGCGUGCAAUGUAGACCCAACAUGUUCCCUUGUCGGGAUAAUGUGACAUGCUUGGAUCUGCCCUUGUUUUGUAACGGGGCUUUGGAUUGUCCUGAUAAGUCGGAUGAGGGCCCACAGUGCAAACUUAAACAAUCUUGCCGGAAGUCGGACUGCUCUCAUGGUUGUGCCAUUACUUGGAAAGGACCCCGCUGCUAUUGUCCCCCCGGGUCUCGAACCAAUCCCAAAUUGCCACAUAAAUGUCUGGAUGUGGAUGAGUGCCAGAUCAAAGGCCAGUGCGACCAGUUGUGUCAGAACCGGCCCAACUCCUUCCAAUGUGAUUGCGUGAAAGGAUACAAUCUGGACAAAGGUCACUUUUGUCGAGCCAUCAAUUGGCCGCCUUCUGCUCCGCCCAUUCUGUUCAUCGCCAACACCGCCAAUAUUGAAUCUGUCUUCCUCAAUGGAUCGGCUAUAGCCAAAACUAAUCCCGGAACCUUGGAAGAGACUCUGACUCUGGAUGUGAUCCAUCGAAAUCAAUCCGUUUGUUGGAUGAGUCAUUCCCCUUCCAAUGCCAGUGGGGCUAGUGCGGCCGAAUCUCGUCAAUCGAGCCUCAAAUGUGCCCAUAUGAACCAUAUAGACGAAGAUUCUUGGGCUCUACCUGAUCUUGGUGCUUUCGGCAUGGAGUCCAUCUCACAAUUUGUCAUUGACUGGACCAGUAACAAUUGGUAUUUCUUGGAUGAAGACAACGAAAUGGUCCUGUUGUGCCAUUUACGAAUCGACCAUCACCACUUUGUUUGCAAAGUCAUCAUCUCUGGAGCCUUGAGCAAACCCAGAGGGAUUGCACUGGACCCGGGACAAAACUUAGCUUUCAUUUCCGUAUGGGGCCGAAGUCCGGCUUCAAUCGAGAGCGUUUCCCUCAAUGGAGGUUCCCGGAAAUCCAUCAUUAAGUCCAAGAUCGUAUAUCCUUACGGAAUUAGUGUAGACUUGCCACGCCAGCGAAUCUAUUGGGUGGAUACCUAUAUGGAUUGCAUCGAGAGUGCCAACUACGACGGUUCCCAGCGUGAAACCCUUUGGCGAGGACAUCCUAUGCAAAAUCUCUACGCUGUGGCCAUUUUCGAAAAUAACGUGUUUGUCUCCAGUUGGAGAGACAAUUCGAUCAAAAGGAUCCACAAAUUUCACCCCAAAAAUCAAAACACGCUUGUUCAAGGACUUCGGCGACCCUUUUCAUUAAAGAUCAGCCAUAGGCAAAUCCAAUCGUACAAUAGAAGCUUGGCUUGCGACAUCCCCGAAAUUUGCCAACAUGUACGUCACUUUCAAAACUCUUCAGGCUUCCGUAGCUCGGUUUUUAUCAUCUCCACUCUGCUUUCUUUUCGUAGAUUUGUGUUCCGACUUCGGUGGAACCGCAUUACGAAUGUCUUUGCCAAGAUGGCUUUUCUCUCACUGGUGAUGGGAACCAUCGGCUUGGGAGAAUUUAAUCACAGUAAUGACGUGAUUAUACCGGUCACCGGAUUGAAAAAGCCAGGGCCCUUCGAUGUUUUAAUCCGAGAUAGACUGCUUUUUGUGACUGAUCAAGAGUCUGACGUCAUCUAUCAACAGAAAAUUGAUACCGGAGAACGCACCGUUUUUCUUGAUCCAGGUCAAGUUGGUGUGACAGCUUUGGCUGUGGAUUGGAUUGGUGGGAAUGUGUAUUGGUCGAGCUCCCGGACCAAAGCUCUUUUUGCCACUCAGAUCUCGGACGCUCAGCACACGAGAAAAUUGGCCAAUUUCCCCAAUAAUGGUCUUGCCGAUUCCAUUGCACUAUAUCCCAAGUUGGGCCUCAUAUUCUGGAGCACCACACCUGUAUCUUUGAUAGAUAUCGACGACAAUCCGGGAUUCAUUUACUCCGCAUGGAUGGAUGGCACUCAUAUUGAGGUGCUACCAGCCAAAGGCAUCAAAUGGCCAGGUGAUCUGACCAUUGAUUUUAUAAAUAACCGCUUGUUUUGGACCGACCUCUCACUAAGAAGGAUAUCAAGCGUCGAUUUGAAUGAUUUGAGUUCUCCAAUUCAACAUCACGGGUCUGCCAAGACGAUAAAUGGCCUCCAAGGUCUUGCUGUGUUGGACGAUGACUUGAUGUGGUCCGAAAUCGACCAAGGUGUUGUGACGAGGUGGAAUCGAACUCGAAAAUCCAUCUCUGGUCAACUCAAAUUGAGGCUGCAGGUUUUUGGUCUCAAAUUAUACGAUCCCAGAAAUCAACCCAGUGCGAGUAAAGAAACCACCCCGGAUAGCGGAUGUGACGCUUGCUCUGAAUUAUGUCUGAUCACUCCCAAUGAUGGACGAGGUUGCUAUUGCUCUAGUCAUUCUUCAAGUUCAGAUUGCAUCAAGAACGAAGACCAAAUGACUGCGUCGUCAGACUCAUUUUGUGGCGAGAAUGGAUUUCAAUGUGCAGACGGACGUUGCGUGGACAUCGCUCUUUUAUGCAAUGGGAACCCAGAUUGCGCCACCGGAGAAGAUGAAGACCCCAAAGUGACUUGUGCCAAUGUCACGUGCGCUAUCAACCAAUUCCAUUGCGAUCGGACGAAAUGCAUAGCACACGAUCAAGUGUGUGAUGAAAAGUUCGACUGCCGCGACGAAUCUGACGAGGACUCGCUAAACUGCCUCGCAGCCAAUAGGUGCGACACUGAGUUUUACUUCCAAUGUCAAGUUUCGGGAUCAUGCAUUGAAAAGUCCUUUGUCUGCGAUCUGGAGCUGGAUUGUGGCCCUGGCGAUCGAUCUGACGAACCCGAUGAUUGUCCCCGACCUACUUGUGAUCUCACUGAAUUCUCUUGCCAUUCCUUGCGGAAGUGCAUUCCGCUGGAUUACCUCUGCGAUGGCGAAGAUGAUUGUCUUGAUGGCAGCGAUGAGCGGGAAUGUGAGCAUUUCUGUCAAGAUACCAAGCAGUUCUAUUGCGAUGUGGAUCAGAAGUGCUUAGGGUUGACGGCCGUGUGCAAUGGGAAGAAAGAUUGCAGCGACGGCUCCGAUGAAGCCAACUGCAAGGGCAUUCACAAAAAUCGCCCUUGCCCCAAAGACAAGUUCCUGUGUGGGAGUGGCGAGUGCAUCCCCAAAGUGUUUGUGUGUGACGGAGCUUCGGAUGUGAGAGGGUUGACGGCCGUGUGCAAUGGGAAGAAAGAUUGCAGCGACGGCUCCGAUGAAGCCAGCUGCAAGGGCAUUCACAAAAAUCGCCCUUGCCCCAAAGACAAGUUCCUGUGUGGGAGUGGCGAGUGCAUCCCCAAAGUGUUUGUGUGCGACGGAGCUUCGGAUUGUGAGAACGGUGACGACGAAUUGCCAGAGCAGUGUACAGAUUUCGAGCUCACUUGCAGCCCAACCCUGGAGCGAGCUUGUGCCUCCAAAACGAAAUGCUUGCCUUUGUCUUAUUGGUGCGAUGGGGAUGUGGAUUGUCCCGAUGGUUCAGACGAGGCUCAUUGCUUGACCACUCACAAGGAGAUUUGUGAUUUCCCGGCAUUCUCCUGUCAAGAUCGCGUUCACGGCCACAACGUGAGCGUCUGUUUGGAUGUGACUCGAUUGUGUGAUGGAAAGAUUGAUUGCUUGGAUGGAACGGACGAAGGGCUAUUCUGUUCUGAACAGUUGUGCUCCCAACGUGGUCACUUGUGCUCGGAUUUGUGCCAGAACUCUCCCGAUGGUCUUCGAUGUCACUGCCCCGAGGGUCUUCACCUGUCGACCCAAAACCGCACUCAAUGCACAGAUGAGCAUCCGUGUGAUGAAUGGGGUACGUGUUCCCAAGGGUGCUUGGCCAUAUCAUCUCGGAGACACAAGUGCUUUUGCCGAGAUGGUUAUGCGUUGGAAAGUGACGGAUUCUCUUGCAAAUCCAAGGAUCCCAGUGUGCCUAUGAUCAUUUUCAGCUCGAGAUCUGAGAUCCGAGGCAUCAGUUUGAGAACGGGCAUAAGUCGGCCUUUGGUGACCAGUUUAAAGAACACCAUCUCGUUGGAUUUCCAUUUCGAAGGUGAUCAACGGUUUGUGUUUUGGGCGGAUGUUUCGGAAAACAGGAUCUACCGCGGUACGAUCAUCGGGAAUUCGCUGUCGAAUGUUCAGACAAUCGUCGAGAAUGGUCUCACUCGCAUUGAGGGCAUGGCUGUAGAUUGGGUUGGACAGAAUUUGUAUUGGAUUGAGAGCCACAUGGAUCAAAUUGAAGUGGCCAAACUGAAUGGAUCCUACCGAAGAACGUUGAUUUCGGGCGGAAUUGAGUCCCCGAGGUCGCUGGUCUUGGACCCAAUAGAAGCGCUAUUAUUCUGGGCUGAUUGGGACAGUCGCGCCCCUCGAAUUGAAUCAUGCAGUAUGUCCGGCGAUCAAACCACACGCAAGGUCGUAUUUGCCGUAAAUUUUGGCGGCACCGGAGCUUUGCCCAACGACUUGACAUUGGACCGUGAAAUGAGACGAAUUUAUUGGGUUGACGCUUCAUCGGAUUCCAUCCAUACUAUUACUUACGAGGGAAAAGAUCAUCAUCUUAUUCUUCAUGGCCAAGCCUAUCUUUCACACCCGUUCGCCAUCAGCUUGUACGAGUCUUACGUGUAUUGGACGGACUGGCGAGCGGAAGCGGUCAUUCGCGCCAACAAGUGGAACGGGUCGGACGUACGAGUCAUCGAAAGAGUUGUUGGCAAGCCCUAUGACCUUCAUGUGAUGCAUCCUUCGCGCCAUUCCUCGACCAACGUGGACUUGAGUCUUUUGCAUUGUCAAAACACGAACGGAAAAUGCUCUCACUUGUGCCUGUUGGAAAAAGAGCGGGGCUUCGUUUGUGCCUGCCCUCAUCUGAUGACCUUAUCGAAGGUCGAUAACCGAACAUGUGUGGACAACGAGCGUGUAUUCGUUAUUGCCCGAACUAAUGACAUCAUCGGGAUUGAUCUCGACCAUUUCGAACGCCACGCCAUUCCACCCAUUCCAUUGUCCAGUGUGGCCCUACCAAACAACCUGCAGUAUCAUGCCAAAUCCAAUCUAAUUCUAUGGCUUAACUCCAACGGCAAUGAGUCCGAAUUGAAAUCUGCCACUUUGAACGGCACUUGGACCAAGACAAUCCUCGACCGCGCUCUCAUUCGGACGCAUGCCUUCAGUUGCGAUUGGAACACGGGAAACAUCGUGUUUGCCUCCCAAUUGGCUUUGCCCAAGAAAAAUCGUACGUCCGAAUUUAAUGACGAAAUCAUGAGCAACAUCUUUGUGGCCAACGCGAACGGAGAAUUCCUGAGCGUGCUGAUCCACGAAAACCCGGGAUCGAUUCGUGGGAUUGUCACGAUUCCAAAAUUGGGGGUCAUGUUUUGGAACGAUGACAACGGCGUGAAAGAGAGUUUGAAGACGAGUAAAAUGGACGGAAGUGAAGUGGAAGAGUUACGCAGCUUCAUCAAAGACGACCUGGACGACCUGGGUGAAAGUGGUGCCGAUGAUGGGAGCGGUGGUCAAUCCUUGCUCAUCUCGAAUCUAUGCUAUAAUGAGCGCCGGCACACGCUCUUCUGGAUCAACGCCAAGGAAAGCACCAUCUACCAAUAUAGAAUUAAGGUGGAAAAAAUCGACGCCAUUUAUUCCGCGCCCGGCUCCAAAUUGACGGCAUUAGCCGUGUUUGAGAACUUCUUGUACUUCGCCAAUUCCUCAAUGCCCGGUCAUCAUAGCUUAGUGCGAAUCGACUUGAAUGCCAGCAACAAUUUCCAAGUCAUGUUGAACACCUCACAACAGUUCCGGUCUCUCAUGAUCUACAAUCCGGACUCUCAAGCGGGUUUGAACGGUUGCUCGAAAGAUAACGGAGGCUGCCAACAAUUGUGUUUGGCCAAAGGAACUAGUUCUGUGGUGUGUGGUUGCGCCUUAGGAUAUGAGCUGUUCAAUAAGACCAAUUGCUUGGCCACCCCCUCAAAUCUACUCAUUCAUACGUCGCGAGACGGCCUCUCCGGCAAGACCAUUUAUUCCCAGCCUCAUGACGGCUUACUCUUCCUUCCACCAUUACCCAAAACCAUCUAUCCGACGAGUGUUGCCGCCUUGCCUGGCCACGAAACCAUCUUCUGGAUCGACAACACGGAGGGGGCUAUCUAUUCCAUGGCCAGAAAUGGAAACAACUUGACCCGAGUCCUGAGACAGCUCCACUCACCGCGACAAUUAGCCAUCGAUCCUGUCGCUAGCCACAUUUACUGGACUGACGACAAGCUGAACGUGAUCGAAUUAUGCGAUUUCAAAGGCUCCAAGCGCUAUGUCGUGAUUUCUGAAGGCUUGGAUGAAGUCUACGCCAUCGCGUUAGACCCCUCGGCCGGCUACAUGUUUUGGACGGAACUUGGGCCCCAACCAACAAUUCGAAGAGCAGGCCUAGAUGGGUCCAAUCGGAGGGUGAUCGUGCAGAUGGAUCUGAAGAGACCCACCGGGCUGACUUUAAGUCCCAAACAUGAGCGAUUGUUCUGGUGCGACCCCGAAUUGGGUGUCCUCGUCUCGGUGCGUUAUGAUGGCACCAUUCGAAAUUCUAUCCUUCAUAGACUGAGUCGGUUCCUUGAAUCGCCCGUCAGUUUAGUAUUCCAUGAUGACCAUCUCCUCUGGCUGGAUUCGAAUUUCAAGGGUGGAAGCAUCUCCAAGAUCAGGGUCGAUACGGAUCAUGACGAGGUUGAUCGGCUCUAUGAUCAAUUGGGCGAUUCUCUUUACCUCCACGACAUUGCCAUCUAUUGUCCCAAUUGUGAGGUGGGGCGAAACCCAUGCCAACUAAACAACGGCGGUUGUGAGGAUAUUUGUCUCUACAACGGCGACAACGUCAAGUGUGCGUGCCAAUACGGAAAGGUGUCUUCCAAUAAUCGCACCUGUGAAGAUUAUCAGGAUUUCUUGCUAUUUUCGAAAGUGUCAAGUAUUCAGAGUGUGCACAUUCACAACACCAAGGACAAAAAUCCACCAUUGGCCCCGAUCAGUGGGAGUGAGAUCAUGAACAACGUCAUUGGUUUGGCGAGUGAUCCCCCUAAUAAACGCAUCUUCUACUCGGACAUGAAACGAGGCUCGAUCAACACGGUGAAAUUCGACGGGUCUGAUCAUCGAGUUCUCAUUGCAGACCAAGGGUCGGUAGAAGGGUUGGCUUUCGAUGAGCAUCGAGGGAUCCUGUUCUGGACCUCAAAGUCGGAUAACUCGAUUAAUCAGGCGAGAAUCGAUCUCGAUCUAGAACAACAACGCCCUCGGCGCAUCGUCAUGCUCGGGUCACUCGAUCGACCCCGAGGGAUUGAUGUGGAUCGGUGUCAAGAGCAAAUCUACUUCACCAAUUGGAACCCUGAACGCCCCGUGAUCCAGCGGGUAUGGCGAUCUGGCUUUGGAUUGGAGACCAUCAUUUCCACCCAAAUUCAAAUGCCCAACGCAGUAGUGGUCGACUCGGAGGCACGCAAGUUCUAUUGGGCCGAUGCUCGUCUCGACAAACUAGAGAAAGUAGAUAUCGGGUCUCUACACAGAGUGACCUUAACCCAUUCCAAGCCCAGUCAUCCGUUUUCAUUAGCCGUUCAAGGGGAAUAUCUGUUCUUUAGCGACUGGCAGCUUCAUGCCGUGGCCAGAGUGAAUAAACACACUGGAGAGGAUCUGACCCUGUUGAAGAAGAACAUUCCUCGCCCGAUGGCGCUCUCGGCAGUCGGAACCAAUUCGUCAGCCUUGGUGUGCCAAUCUGAUGGUUGCAUGGUCUUGAAUGGCGGUUGCGAGGAUUUAUGCACUCUCGAUGAUCAACGAGAGGUGUCCUGUGCCUGUUUUCCUCACCGAUAUCCCAUUGAUCCUGAGCGGAAGCGAUGCGCCUCGCAAAAGCAGCAUUGUGAUGAUCUCGACGCGUUUCGAUGCGCUCAAGGUGCUUUGGAUGGGUCGCCCAUCUGCAUUCCUUACAACUUGACGUGUGAUGGUGUCAAUCAUUGUUUGAGUGGCUCGGAUGAGGACCUGAGGUAUUGCGCCAUUCGCCAGUGUCGCUCUAAUUACUUCCAAUGUGCUAAUAAUCGGUGUAUCUCGAAGACCAAGCACUGUGAUCAAAAGAACGACUGCGGAGACUUCUCCGAUGAAUUGGGCUGUCCCUGUCCCCACUCGGACAUGUUCAAGUGCUCUUCUGGGCAUUGCAUUUCCAAUACAAAACGCUGCGACGGCACGCCUUAUUGCCAGGAUGCCUCGGAUGAAAAGAACUGUUCCAAAGUGGAUUGCUCGAUCGUGCACCUGAAUGCCGAAACGCAGAUUCCCGUGUCCGAUCAGACCCGAUUGGCGCAAUGCAAUCAGACGACGGCCUGCAUUCUGCCCGAAUGGAUUUGUGACGGAACCAACGACUGCUGGGACAAUAGUGAUGAAGAGGAUUGCCAUAAUGAGCUGAGCAAGCAAUUGCCGAAGGUACUCGGUCCCCAAACUUGCCCCAAGAGCACGAUGUAGUGCCGCAAUGGGAAAUGUGUACCCUUGGGAUGGAUGUGUGAUAAAGAGAACGAUUGCCAUGACCAUCUUUCGGAAGGGGGAACCUCGUCGGAUGAGGAGAAUUGCUUGAAACGUCCCUGUGAUCUGCAUCACUACAAGUGCGGUAAUGGGGAAUGUAUUCCUCGCAGUUGGGUGUGCGAUCGAACCCCGGAUUGUAGUGACCUGUCCGACGAGGCCGAUUGCUCUCGGGAAGGCCAAGGUUGCCAUCCUGACCUGGAAUUCGAGUGCUCUCCGGGUAAUUGCAUCCCCAAGCUCUGGCUGUGCAACGAGAACGUGGAUUGUGAUCUUAGUGCUGGGGAUCAAAACGAUGAAGAUCCAGUCAUGUGUGAACAACAAUCAUCUUCCUUGGUUUGCCGUGACGACGAGUAUCGUUGCCUGAACAACCGAUGCAUAUCAAAUAGAUUCUAUUGCGAUCACGACAACGACUGUGGCGAUCAAUCCGAUGAGCCGCGUACCUGCGACUACAACUAUUGUCCCAAGAACUUCUUCCGCUGUCACGAUCAGAUGGGUUGUGCAUCUCAUGCUCAUCUUUGCAAUGGACAUGCCGACUGUAACGAUCGAUCCGAUGAAAACGUAACUGUGUGCCAAUCGUUGGAACACCACGUCAAUGUGUCGCUCCAAAGGAGCUCUUGCCACAUCAACAACGAAUUCGGAUGCGACAACGGAGCAUGCAUUUCCUGGGACUUGUUAUGCGAUGGACGGAACGAUUGCGGCGAUUAUUCGGACGAGACGAGCUGUAACGUGAACGAGUGCGAGAACCCCUAUACUUGUGAGCAUAUUUGCAACGAUAAACUCAUCGGUUAUGAAUGUCAGUGUAAUCCAGGCUUCAAAGUCCGCGACACUGACCCGAGUUUGUGCGAAGAUAUCGAUGAAUGUCAAGAGCUUCGUGCCUGCUCUCAAACUUGUCUGAACACACCUGGCUCGUUCAAGUGCGCGUGUAGGCCCGGAUAUGUUCCCUUUGACGACGGACUGAGGUGCAAGGCCAACAAUAGCGAGCCGGCCAAGCUCAUCUUCACGAAUCUCUACUACAUUCAAAUGAGCUCGCUCCAAGGAGAGAGCACCAUUCUCGUCAAGAACCAGAGCAACACCGUGGCCUUGGAUUUUGAUUGGAAGACCAAGUGUCUGUUUUGGUCCGAUGUCACGUCACUGGGAUCGAGUAUCCGGAAGUUUUGCAAUUGGGACGAGCCCAUCGCGAGCAAUACCACCCAAGAUCGGGUUCUGCCUCUGCUCACCCUCCGUAAUCCGGAUGGACUGGCCAUCGACUGGGUGGGACGCAACCUGUAUUGGUGCGAUAAAGGUAGCGACACCAUCGAAGUGGCUAAUCUGGAUGGCCAGCAUCGCAAGGUAUUGAUCGAUUCUGGCCUACGAGAUCCUCGAGGGAUGGCGGUUGAUCCUCACAGUGGACUUCUGUUUUGGUCAGAUUGGGGAUCAGAACCUCACAUUGGACGGGCGGGUAUGGAUGGGUCCAAUAUCCGGGUGAUUGUGUCGGACAACUUGGGCUGGCCUAACGCUGUCACCUUAGACUACACCACUAAGCGAUUGUACUUUGGCGAUGCCAAGAAGGAUUACAUCUCCGUAACUGAUUACGAGGGUCGAAACAUUCAAUUGAUCGUGUCCCACACGACGAAUCCUGGGGCUCGACUUCAUCAGAUUUUCGCACUCACCAUGUUUGAAGAUUACCUCUAUUGGACGGAUUGGGAGGCUAAAUCCGUCUUGCGAACCUCUAAAUUGGGGCAAAACCCAUUCAACCGAACUGUGACUAAAUUGAUUUCUCCACAUCACAAACCGAUGGAUGUUAAGAUCCUUCAUCCCUUGAGACAACCAGAUGUGGCUUAUAAUCCGUGUCUGAACAAUGGGGGCUGUGAGGCGCUAUGCUUGCUCUCGCCAGGUUUGAAUGGCAUUAAGAAUGUGUGUGCUUGUCCGGAGAACUUUGUCCUGGACGACAAUGGUCUCUCGUGUAAAUCCAAUUGUUCCUCGUCCAAAUUCGUUUGUGAAAACACCGUCAAAUGUAUCCCAUUCUGGUGGCGAUGUGACGGGCAAGACGAUUGCGGCGAUGGAUCGGACGAGCCACCUGAAUGUCCCAAGUUUGUGUGUCGUCCUGGCGAGUUCCAGUGCAACAACAACGUGUGCAUCCAUCCCACCAAAAUUUGUGAUUCGAGAGACGAUUGCGGCGAUGAAAGCGACGAGGUGGGCUGCAACGACUACGAAUGUCUCACGGAAUGGUUCAAAUGUUCUGGCAACGACACGACUCCUGGAUUUUGUUUGCCUCCGAGUCUUCAUUGCAACAAUGUGUCGGAUUGUCCCAAUGGAGAGGACGAACGGGAUUGCAUUCCGGCAGAAUGUCCCAGUAACCACUUCAAAUGCGGCAAUGGGAAGUGUAUGCCCAAUGUUUGGGUUUGCGAUGGAUCCAACGAUUGCGGAGACAACACUGAUGAGCCCGAGAACUGUCCCAAUCGGACUUGCCCUUCGUCCCACUUCAAGUGUCACUCAGGUCAAUGCAUCCCACAGAACUGGGUGUGUGACGGUGAGGCGGAUUGCGAUACCAAAGAGGAUGAAUCUGAGACUUGCCAGGAUCCGAAACAGCACUCAUGCGAGGCGUCUCAUUUCCAAUGCCAAAACUUUAAGUGCAUUCCCGGGCGAUGGGUUUGCGAUCAUGAUGACGAUUGUGGUGACAAUUCUGACGAAAUGGAUUGUUUGGAUAGGUAUCGAAACUGCUCCAUUGACGAGGUGUCGUGUUCCGACGGGAUGUGUAUCCACGUCUCCAAGCAUUGUGAUGGUCGAGUGGAUUGUCGAGACAAGUCCGACGAGCUGUUCUGUCACACGGAGUGCUCUGAAAACGAAUUCCAAUGCUCGAAGCCCCCGUUGUGCAUUGAGAACGCUUGGCGAUGUGAUGGUGAAAGUGAUUGCUCCGAUGGCUCAGACGAAGCCAAUUGUACUAAUCCAUGUCCUCGAGGAUCUGUGUCUUGUCACGACGAGGCCAACACUUGCAUUCGACAUGAGUGGCUUUGCGAUGGCAAAGAGGAUUGCACCAAUGGCUGGGACGAGGAUCAGGAUCGAUGUGAACAACAAGCUUGCCUGCCGAAUCGCUUUCGCUGCCACCAAAGUAGCAUUUGCAUCCUGAACAAUCUGGUUUGCAACUCCGAUAAUAAUUGUCCGGAUGGAUCAGAUGAGGCCGAUGAUUUGUGUCAAGUCCGACAACGGACCUGCGAAACGGGUCUGUUCCACUGUGCCAAUGAUCGAUGCAUCGACACCAAGUUCCAAUGUGAUGGCAUCAAUCACUGUGGCGACGAUUCAGACGAAACAGAGUGUUUAGCCACGCCUCCGUGUCAAUUUGGGGCUUGUGCUCAACAAUGCGACGUCAAAUUUAAGUCGGGCAAAGCCGGGGCUCGAAUCAAUAGUAAACGAAUUAAUGGAACGGCUUACUGCUCUUGUGAAGAGGGUUACCAGCUCACGUCCAGGAGUUCAUGCAAGGCCCUGGGGGAAAAUGCUACACUCUUGGUGGCCAAUGAGAACGUUAUCCGACAUGUGGACCCCUAUGCCUUAAGUCAAAUGGUGGAAAUCAGUCCCGAGAGAUCGGAGGGCUCGAGCAAAAUUCACUCCUUAGAAGUAUUCGUGGGAAAUGAGACCACUACCAUAUUCUGGUCCAGCCAUCGUGAACAAGCCAUUUAUCACCACACCAUGCGGCGUAGCAAGAACGCGAAACGUGAGGCCUUUGAUACCCAAGCAGUGGGCCCCUUGGUUCGGAACGUAACCAACCCUCGGGGGUUGUCCUUUGAUUGGCUGGGCAUGAAUCUGUACUUCAUCGAAAGUGAGUUCUCCAAUCGAAUCGGCCUCUUCAACAUUGAUCGACGUGCUCGAGCACGCUUUGAUUUGAUGUUUUCGGGUACAAUCAGCGAUCUAGUAGUGGAACCUCAUUCAGGGUUUCUAUUCGCAACCAUUCACGGUUCCAAUCCCAGGAUUGAGCAGAUCCAACUGGAUGGUUCUAAGAGGAAGACUUUGGUGUCUACCAACUUGAUGUGGCCUCAGGGUAUUGCCAUCGAUUACCCCAACCAAAGAUUGUAUUGGACGGAUUUAAAGAAGCGAUCUAUCGAAUCGACAGGAACAGAUGGCCGCCUCAGACGGACCAUCUAUAGCUUUCAUCCAAAGGAAGGAAAACCGAGCGGGAUCGACGUGUUCGAAGAUUACGUGUACUAUUCCACUUACAAGCAUAAUCGGGUUUUCAAGGUAAAAAAAUUCCAUCCAACUGAGCCCAUCAAGAUCGUCGAAGAAACCUUUCUUGUCAAAGAUAUCAUAAUCAUGCAACAGUUCAAAAUUGCCCCUCAUAUUCCGGUGAACCCUUGUGCGGGCGACCCCUGCUCAAAUGUAGAUUUCAGUGUUUGCACCAUUGGGCUCAACAGGACCAAGAACUGGUUGAAUCCUACUUGCGUGUGCACUGUUGGCUAUGCAAUGAUUAAUGGCGCAUGUAAACCACAAACAUCCCAUGCUGCAGCGCGUCCAGAUCCAUGCCAAGACCUCCACUGCCACAAUGGGCAAUGUGUCUCGCCCGAUGGAAUUCGAGCCGAAUGCAAGUGCACCGACCCACUUUAUACCGGACAAUUUUGCCAGCAUUACAUUUGUUCGGGUUAUUGUCAAAAUCAAGGCAUGUGCAUACCGAGUCAGCCUGAAGGGUCAAAUGUCACUGAAGGGGGCGGUCCCUUGUUAAAAUGCGCCUGCCCAGAAGGAUUUUCCGGUGAGCGAUGCCAAUUUGGACCCACCACGUGCUCUUGCCACAAUGGCGGUACUUGUGUCCUCGAUGAGCGGAAGCAGAUUCAGUGCCAAUGUGCACCCAAUUUUGCCGGUCAUCAGUGUCAGGAGUGUCUGGGUGUGGAGCCUUGUCUAAAUGGAGGCCUGUGUGUCCUCAAUUCUCGCGGGGCUCCAUCGUGCGAAUGUGUCAAGGGCUUCAGUGGUCCCAGAUGCGCGGACUCUAAGUCUGCAUGUCGACUGAAAUGUCUCAACGGUGGGAGCUGUGUGAUGAAUGCCUUUGGACAAGCCGAUUGUCGGUGUCUACCCCAAUUCUAUGGGAAGCGCUGUCAGAAGCUAACGUGCAACCAUUACUGUAUGAAUGGCGGUCAACCUCUUCAUUCGUCGGUGGACGGGAAAUGCAAAUGCGUCUGUAAGGCCGGCACCACCGGACCCAGGUGUGAACGGACCCAUUGUCGAAAGACCCUCUGCAAGAAUCAAGGCAAGUGUGUCCUCAUAGGCGAGAAAGAGAUCUGUCAAUGCCUUAACUCAUUUGCGGGCUUGAAUUGCGAGGCUCGAUCAUUACAUAAUCCUUGUCAUUUAGAGUUCAAGUGUGAAAAUCAUGGCAUUUGUCGCCAUUUCCCCACCACCAAUACCACCGAGUGUGUGUGUUCUAAAACUCAAGCGGGCACCUUUUGCGAAAAGCCGAAUCUUUGCCUAAACUAUUGUUGGAAUGGCGGUCAAUGUGUGUGGACGUCUGAGUCUAGCGUGCAUUGCCAAUGUCCCAGCGGCUUUGCCGGCUCAAGAUGCGAUAUUCGGCUCUCUCGUGAGGUCACUGCCAAGCCCCCUCACAUUGAUACCACGGAUUCGGAGGAGAUCCGCUCCUUCACCUCGACCAUACUACUCAUGCUAGGAAUACUGAUUCUGUGUGGUUUAGUGGCCUGCCUCAUGGUUGCCUUCCACAAACGACACCACCUUGGCAAUGCAUUCAAGCAUCGACGGAUGGCCGAGACACUCGUGGGCAAUAACGUCGAGUAUUCGAAUCAGAUGUUCCUUCCCAAUGAGGACGAGGACGAUGAUCUCAUAACAAUGAACGGAGCAAGGGGGGGGGCCAGAGGAAACGGCAUCGUCGGCGUCGGCAUCGGCGCCGGCGCCGCCGCCAGUGAGGGGACCUCCUUUCGCCUGGAGAGCCAUAAUCCCAAUAGCUUUGGCAAUCCGGUCUACGAAUCGCAGUACGAGAAUGAGGCUGAACGAGAGGGUCUUUUGAUGGAACAUCAAUCUCUCUGCGAUUCCAAUCAGUUUCUGCUUGAUGAUGCCUACACCGAAUCGGCACAGCACCAAGACGAAGAACAGCGGUGCGAUUUGCUAACAGAAAUGCACAAGGGAAAGAUCAGACUCUAGACCCUGACCCCGAUACUCCACUAUUUAUUAAUGAACUGAUUGUGAUAUAUGUUUGCCAAAAUGAUCAAUCUCAACCUCGAGAUCAGCAUUAUUCCAAAAUGAAAAACCCACAAAAUUUCUUCACCAAUGUCCUCCAACAGUCUGUGAUUUUACGUGUGUAUUUGUGCCAAAUUUCAUGUCAGUAUUUGUCAGGUGUGACAAAAGUUUCCAUUGCAUCAAGUGGCUACUUACCUACUCAUUUCAUUGUCAAGAGCUUACAGCUAGCUAGAAUCGAGCUCUAAAAGUAUUCCAACGGUCGAGCCACCACCGUGCAUAUUGUUCCACAAUAACAUUUUCUCCCGUGUACUCUGGGCAUUCAAUAUGAUUCUGUCCGUGCGACUGAAUUGAUAACAAUAAAACUCACUCGCUCUGCUUG
Tigriopus californicus is the source of this 15274-nucleotide messenger RNA. RefSeq names its product low-density lipoprotein receptor-related protein 1B-like (gene LRP1). The record is from RefSeq and is a predicted model, not a curated record. NCBI's taxonomy places the organism in Eukaryota, Metazoa, Arthropoda, Copepoda, Harpacticoida, Harpacticidae. Gene Ontology annotation, molecular function: calcium ion binding; protein binding.